This is a messenger RNA of Fusarium pseudograminearum CS3096, 1464 nucleotides long. RefSeq lists its product as uncharacterized. Lineage: Eukaryota; Fungi; Ascomycota; Sordariomycetes; Hypocreales; Nectriaceae. The record is from RefSeq and is a predicted model, not a curated record. The transcript has a single exon. The coding region runs from base 1 to 1464 and encodes 487 amino acids.
AUGCUUCGUCAAGUAGCCUCCGAAGCCUCCAAAUUUGUUGGACAGCGCAAGAUGUUUAUCAAACAGACAGAUCAAAGGUCGGGUGAGAUCUAUUACGUUCUCAACAAGUGGCCAACCGCGCCAAAACGACCAGCAGAAACCGAAUACUUCGAGGCCAGCGAGCUUCUGCUUGACCUUGACGAUAUGUUCAGCAAGCACGUGCGACCAGUUACGGAGAAGGAUGACUCGCAGGCACUCAAACUAUGGUCACGGAAUCCCAAGGAAAAUUCCAUUAAAAAAAAAAUCGGCGACCUCGAGCGGACGUUGGGCGAAUCGAGGUCGGGGGCCUUCGAAGCACGAUCGAGACCAUUACAUGCCUGGCGACUCGGGAGCUACGACGUCUUCUCCGCGGCUCUCCGGGUAUCACGAGCUCCACUGAUCGACUUCUCACAAGGCGCCAUUAGUACCUCGACUGCCGAGACAGGACCCAGUAUGAUCCACCUGCUUUGUUCAAAGAAUGGUAUUGAACAACAGGCUCCGAAGAAUGAUUCACAGCUUCUACAGCGGUUUCAGUCACGACUAAGCUCAUUUAAAUCAGAUCAAGGUCCCAGAGUUUCUGCAAGUCAGCUAUCAGAAGCAUUGAGGAGUCAAAACUCGCUCAUCAGUUUUCGCAGACUAGUGUCGCAGUACUUAUCAUGCAAUCCUAAUGGCAUCGCUUUUCACCAAGCUCACGACACCCAACAACAACUAAAACCAGAUCUAUCUUCAAGUGUCCGAGAUGCGUGCGAGAGUGUAUGGAAAAAAAACCUCAAGCAGAACACUCGGGACAUGUUAACUUUCAUUGGCAAUCUUGGACAAAGAUUAUCAGCCAGAGAAGAGCAUAUAGGAGGGCCUUUGUGUGGCUUCGGAAUGAAGCUUUCGGCUGAAAUUUGCGUUCCUACGAUUUCUCGCCAAUACUUGAACACGGGAUCCGAGAUCAAUCACUGGAGUUCCAGCGAUCAAGGAAUAGGAGACAUAGUCCAAGUCCUAGCAACAUACACACGCCACCUCAUCACAGAUUCGAAGCGAAACAAGCUUGACGUGAAGGGUCGAGAGGCGCUCCUGAAACUACUAGUCGGCGACGUAGAUCAAGAAGAUCCCCCGACGGUUCGAUCGCUUAUACUCGAUAUGCUACAAGACAAAUCCAGAGAGGGCAUGGCGCAUAGAGCUUUGGACGCCUACCGAGCCUAUAUAGUGCUGCUCGGUCAUUUGGGGGCGGCAGCCCUGCUCGAGCACGAAAUGCAAUUAUUUGUUUCUCGAGAGAUUGAAGGGUCAAGGGACAGAGAGGGGCUGGAAAAUCCAGGACACAAACCAGACGCAACCGUUGCCGAGGCUUUUAAGGUUGCAAUAGACAAUUUAGUCGUGCCGCCAAACAAAACUGCACUUCCGGCAAACCUCGACUUUGCCGGCUGUGUCAUGCUGGAUCUAAGAGCCAUCGGAAAUUAG